AUGCUCACUACAGGUCGAGUGGAGCACCGACCAGAGGCAGUACCUAUCAGCAGUACUCCCUUGCCAGAAGACAAUAUGAAGAUCCAGGCGAGAGAAAGAGAGCGUUUAAGUGGUCACCGAUCACACGAUUUUGCUAUUAACUUAAUCCUAUUAUCUUUAUUUUUCCCCUCUUUCUCACCCCCUUCCCACUCCCCACCCGCUUUGGUGCCAGUGACGUCUUACCCGCGCAGUAUUCUUUUCCAGAUGGAUGGGGAAGCGCAUCGAUAUAAGCGCUCUGGAACUUUAAUUCGCUCACCAUUUUUCUACUGGGCUCAUGUAUAUAACGGCAAGCCACUGACUCUGAACGUGAACGGCGGCCAGGUGUUCAAAACCUCAGCUCGACACCGACCCCGCCCCGCCACCCACGCUUACACCACCAACAACAAGUUCGCCCCCGCCACCACCGUCAGCAGCAACAGCAGCGGCAGUAGCGGUGGCCACCGAUCGUCCUUGCAUCACCACCCAGGAGCGCCGCAGGUUCCAUCUCAUCAUGACCACCUGCAGAUGACCCCCUUGACUGUGCCCCUUCUGCCCCACGUCGCCCCAAGACCCAUUCUCACUCAGAGGACUCCGCCGCCUAGCAGAUCAGCUCGCGUGUAUUCCGGACGUCGCACCCCACCAGGGCGUCCUUACGCCCAAGGCAACAACCAUGGGCAUUUUGCUGCCCAGAUCCAACUUCUCAGACCCAACAACACUCCUGUCUCCGUUGAAAAGGUCGAUCUAGAUCGACGAGGUCUGACGUCUUGGCCUGUCCUCGGGGCAGGAGACGAGCCCGUUCGCCUGCUCUCCCUCCAGCACAACCUGCUCACCAGGGUCGACCCCCCGGCGCCCUCCCCCACCCUCGUUCUGCUGGACCUCUACCACAACCAUCUCCACAACCUCCAGGGACUCCACGCUUUCCAAAACCUCAGGGUGCUGAUGCUUGCCAAGAACAGAUUAUCACGACUGGAUGGUUUGGAAAACCUCAGCAAGUUAGAAGUUCUGGAUCUGCAUGGAAAUCAACUGCAUCACGUGCAAGGCCUCGCCCACCUCAAGGCAAUGUGA
This is a messenger RNA of Macrobrachium nipponense, 1083 nucleotides long. RefSeq lists its product as uncharacterized. The record is from RefSeq and is a predicted model, not a curated record. Gene Ontology annotation, molecular function: protein binding. The transcript has 9 exons. NCBI's taxonomy places the organism in Eukaryota, Metazoa, Arthropoda, Malacostraca, Decapoda, Palaemonidae. The coding region runs from base 1 to 1083 and encodes 360 amino acids.